AUGGUGUUAUGUUCUGAUGAUGAUCAUCAAUUACAAUCACUUUUUCAACAUAUGAAGAAUGAAUCAGGUAAUGACGAAACAGAUUUGUAUACAUUUGGACGUGUACUUUGCGAAAUGGGUAAAUUAGAUGAUGCUGAAAAAUAUUUUCGUCGUUAUUUGCAAGAACAAUCGAAUUAUAAUCAAAAUCUUUCUAUUUGCUAUUUUGCACUCGGAAGAGUGACCCGUUCGAAAGGAGACUAUGAAUCAAGUCUGAAUUGGUAUAAUAAAGCAUUAGAAAUCGUUAUGCAAAUCUUAAACUCAAAUAAUCCAAAUAUUGCUCAAAUUCAUAACGCUAUUGCUGCUGAUUAUUAUGCUAAAGAUGAUUAUACCAAUGCAUUGGAAUCAUACAAGAAAGCAUUAUAA
Rotaria sordida is the source of this 402-nucleotide messenger RNA. The record is from the annotation of a GenBank genome assembly. Lineage: Eukaryota; Metazoa; Rotifera; Eurotatoria; Philodinida; Philodinidae.